GGAAGGGUCGGACGUUGAAAUUUUCGCGGUUCACGACACAACAUACAGCAGUGAAAUAAACGUGUUAACCACUAAAUAAAUAACGUUGCCCGGGAACAUCAAAUAAGACUGUAAACAGCUAAAUUCCAGCUACAACUGGUGCUUGUGGUCUUCAUAGAUAUUUUGAAUUUAUCAAAUCAGUUUCCAGCGUGGUGUGUAAGUUUCCAAUAAACUUCAGCGCAAUGGAUCUAAUGCAAGCAGCAGAGGAGAAUGAUAUUUUGGAGGCAGAAAAACUGUUGAAUUCCGGUGCAGACGUUAACUUUACAGACAACAAUAGAAAUACACCACUGCAUGUCGCGGUAGCAUCCGGAAAUCCGAAACUUGUAGAACUGUUGCUGAACCGUGGAGCUAAAAGAGAUGCUGUGAGCGGUGACGCAUCAAUGGGUGGAGAGAACAAACAUGCGGUAGAAGCGGUUUUAUUGAAGAUGGGGAAAUUCCGAGAGGUUCAGCAACAAGGAAAAAUAAACAAGGGAAUUCUGUACGAGACAAAGUUGCUGACCAUGGUGCUGUUCCGGGUGCUCCACGUUGGUAGUAGUGACAGUUUUUAUUUGGGAAGCAGCGAUGCUGAUGUAGGCGUUUUCGAUGACAUCAUUCUCAGAACCAGUUGCGAUGGUAAAACCCAUCUGCAGUUUUUACAAGUGAAACACAAAAAUCCCGGUUUUACAGUUAAUUUCCAAGAUUUGAUCAAACCGGAAAUCACAGAAAAUGAUUUUAACUUAUCAACAUACUUUGAGAGCUUCUUGAAAAUACGUUACAAAUUUAGCCCAGUCAGUGCUGAUGUGAUAUUUAAAGGAGAAUAUGAAAACAUGGACGUGGAGCUGAUAGUCUUAACCCCAGCAAAGUUUAUUUUUCCUAAGGAUACUUAUUGCAAAGAAACAAAUAGUCGAGAUACAUUUUACACCACAUAUUUAGGAAAAACUCUACAAAUAGAGUGCACUGAAACAAUUUUAGCGAUUUUAACAACUGAAUCUAAAAAGUGGCACCAAAAAAUUAUCGCGGAGAUUUUGGCUAAAAUAAUUAUCAUACAGAACUAUAACACAAAUAACCUGAAAGAUUCCAUAUCAAAAAUUGAACACGAAAAUGUAGUGAGCACCUUGGCUGGCGAAAAUUGCGACUUUAAUGGUUCGAGUUUAUUGCGACUGUACAACAACCAACGAUUUGUUACAGUAAGUACGAAAGAUUUGAAAAAGAUGUGUGAUGAUAUUGUGGACAUGAUCGACGAAAAACUUUUACCGACCAGUGAGGAGCAUCAUAAUUUAGUGCAUGAUUUUUUAUCCAAACUAAGAUUUAACUCUGAACAGGCUACAACAGGCUGGACGCCAUUACAUUUUGCAGCAUAUUAUGGCCACGAUAUAAUAGUUGAACAUCUUCUGGAAAAAUCAAUCGACAUCAACACAGCCACAACUGAAAUAGGUUCGACUGUAUUGCAUUCGGCAGCUCUGAAAGGAAAUGAUAAAAUUGUUCAAAUUUCACUCGAAAAAGGAGUAAAUAUUAACCGUAGCAUGGCGGAAAUAGGAAUCACUCCAUUGCAUCUGGCAGCACGGGAAGGAUUGACCGACAUUGUGUCCUUGUUGCUGUCAAGAGGAGCAAAUACUGAUAGGGAUACUUUAGUUGAUGGUGAAACAGCGUUGCACAUUGCCGCCCGAAAAGGUCAUCUGGAAGUUGUUCAGCUGUUGUUGAAAUAUGGUGCAGAUUUUAACAAGAGAACAAAAACCGAUGGCUCAAUGCUUUUACACUAUGCAGCACUGAAUAAUAACCCUGGCAUCAUACAAUUAUUAGUUGAAAAGGGUGCAAACAUUGACUGCACUACCGCAAUUGAAGGUCGCACUCCUUUGUUUGACGCUUCUCUUAACGGUGCCAUUGAUGCUGUCAAAAUUCUCCUCGAAAUGGGAUCAAACGUUCAUCUCGGAGCGACUGGCAACGCUUACACGCCAUUGCACUGUGCAGCACAAGAGAAUCACCCUGACAUUAUCAAGUGUUUGGUUGCGAAGGGAGCCAACAUUGACUGCACUACCUCUGAUGAAGGUCGAACUCCUCUGGUUCAGGCGUCUAUUUACGGCGCCAUUGAUGCUGUCAAAAUUCUCCUCGAAAUGGGAGCAAACGUUCAUCUAGGAAGGACUGACAACGCUUACACGCCAUUGCACUGUGCAGCACAAGAGAACCACCCUGAAAUCAUCCGGUUGUUGGUUGCGAAGGGAGCCAACAUUGACUGCGCAAUAUCUGAUGAAGGUCGAACUCCUCUGGUUCAGGCGUCCAUUUACGGCGCCAUUGAUGCUGUCAAAAUCCUCCUCGAAAUGGGGGCAAACGUUCAUCUCGGAACAACUGACGAUGCUUACACGCCGUUACACUGUGCAGCAGAAAUGAACCACCCUGAAAUCAUCAGGUAUUUGGUUACGAAAGGGACCAACAUUGACUGCACUACCUCUGAUAACGGUCGAACUCCUUUAUUUCAAGCGUCCUUGUGUGGAUCCAUUGAUGCUGUCAAAAUUCUCCUAGAAGUGGGAGCAAAUGUUCAUCUUAGUUCGACUGUCGAUGCUUACACGCCAUUACACUGUGCAGCACAAAAGAAUUUCCCUGAAAUCGUUAGAUUAUUGGUGAAAAAGGGAGCCAACAUUGACUGCACUACCUCUGAUGAAGGUCGAACUCCUUUGUUUGAGGCUACAUUGUGUGGAUCCAUUGAAGCUGUCAAAAUUCUCCUCGAAAUGGGAGCAAACGUUCAGCUCGGAACAACUGACGAUGCUUACACGCCAUUGCACUGUGCAGCAGAAAAGAACUACCCUGAAAUCAUCAAGUGUUUGGUUGCGAAGGGGGCCCACAUUGACUGCACUACCUCUGAUAACGGUCGAACUCCUUUGUUUGAGGCUGCCUUUAACGGUUUCAUUGAUGCUGUCAAAAUUCUCCUCGAAAUUGGAGCAAACGUUCAUCUAGGAAGAACUGACAACGCUUACACGCCAUUGCACUGUGCAGCACAAAAGAAUUUCCCUGAAAUCGUUGGAUUCUUGGUUGCGAAGGGAGCCAACAUUGACUGCACUACCUCUGAUGAAGGUCGAACUCCUCUGUUGGAGGCCUCUCAUAACAAUGCCAUUGAUGCUGUCAAAAUUCUCCUCGAAAUGGGUGCAAACGUUCAUCUCGGAACGAUUGACGAUGCGUUCACGCCAUUGCACUGUGCAUCUCAGAAGAAUUGCCCUGAGAUUAUAAGAUUAUUAGUUGAAAACGGUGCAAACAUUGACUGCACCACCUCUGUUGACGGUCAAACUCCUUUGUAUCAGGCGUGUGUAAGCGGUUUCAUUGACGCUGUCAAAAUUCUUCUCGAAAUGGGAGCAAAUAUUCAUCUUGGAUCGUCUGACAACGCUUACACGCCAUUGCACUGUGCUGCACAACAGAACUACCCUGAAAUCGUUGGGUUGUUGGUUGCGAAGGGAGCCAACAUUGACUGCACUACCUCUGAUGAAGGUCGAACUCCUUUGUAUGAGGCUUUUCUUAACGGUGCCAUUGAUGCUGGCAAAAAUCUCCUCGAGUUAGGAGCAAACGUUAACCUCGGAACGGUUGACAAUGCGUUCACGCCAUUGCACUGUGCAUCUCAAAAGAAUUGCCCUGAGAUUAUAAAAUUGUUAGCUGAAAGCGGUGCUAACAUUGACUGCACCACCUAUGAUGAUGGCCAAACUCCUUUAUUUCAAGCGUCCUUGUGUGGAUCCAAUGAAGCUGUCGCAAUUCUUCUCGAAAUGGGAGCAAACGUACAUCUCGGAACGACUGUCGAUUCUUUCACGCCAUUACACUGUGCUGCACAACAGAACUACCCUGAAAUCGUUGGAAUGUUGGUUAAAAAGGGAGCCAACAUUGACUGCACUACCACCAUUGAAGGUCGAACUCCUUUGUUUGAGGCUUCGCUUAACGGUGCCACUAAUGCUGUUAAAAUUUUACUCGAAAUGGGAGCUAACGUUAAUCUAGGAAGGACUGACACUGCUUCGACGCCAUUACACUGUGCAUCUCAGAAGAAUUGCCCUGAGAUUAUAAGAUUGUUGGUGGAAAACGGUGCAAACAUUGACUGCACCACCUCCGAUGAAGGUCGAACUCCUUUGUAUAUGGCGUCUGUUAACGGUGCCAUUGAUGCUGUCAAAGUUCUACUCGAAAUGGGAGCAAACGUCCAUCUCGGAACGACUGACGCUUCGACGCCAUUGCACUGUGCAGCAGAAAUGAACUACCCUGAAAUCAUCAGGUUUUUGGUUGCGGAGGGCGCCAACAUUGACUGCACUACUUCUGACGAUGGUCGAACUCCUUUGUAUCAGGCGUGCUUGAAUGGAGCCGAGGAUGCUGUGAAAAUGCUUCUUGAUAUGGGUGCUAACGUUAACCUGGGCGUUGCAGAAAAAGGUUUAACUCCAUUACACUUGGCAGCACAAAAGGACCAGCCUGAGAUCGUUCAACUGCUAGUGGCUAGAGGAGCAGACAUAAACUGCACAACCACGGAUGACGGUCGAACUCCACUGUUCGAGGCUUGUCGAAAUAGCGCCUUGAAUGCGGUGGAAAUGCUUUUGAAGUUGGGUGCUAACGUUCAUAUCGCGCGAACGUCCUGGCCUUAGGUGCUAACGUUCAUUCAAUUGAGUUCGAUAAAUAGUGUUUAAGCUUGCGCGGAGAAGAACAAGAUACCCGUUA
This is a messenger RNA of Culex quinquefasciatus (southern house mosquito), 4689 nucleotides long. RefSeq names its product serine/threonine-protein phosphatase 6 regulatory ankyrin repeat subunit A. The record is from RefSeq and is a predicted model, not a curated record. The transcript is spliced from 2 exons. Lineage: Eukaryota; Metazoa; Arthropoda; Insecta; Diptera; Culicidae. Bases 222 to 4616 code for a protein of 1464 amino acids. Gene Ontology annotation, molecular function: protein binding.